Molecule: messenger RNA, 1041 nt
Organism: Adineta ricciae
Lineage: Eukaryota; Metazoa; Rotifera; Eurotatoria; Adinetida; Adinetidae
Source: the annotation of a GenBank genome assembly
AUGUCUGAUUACGAAAUCACAAAUUUUGAGCUUCGCGUAUUGCUCCGUCAUUAUUGGAGAAACAAUUUUGAUGCAAAAGCAGCUGCCAAAGCAAUUUGCGACGUUGAAGGUGAAGGUACGGUGGCACCACGAACUGCACAGAAAUGGUUCAAGCGUUUCAAUGAAGGCGAUUUUGAUCUUGAAGACAAGCCACGUUCCGGACGACCAACGGUUUUGGACGAAGAGGACUUGCAAGCCGCUUUGGAUCUUGAGCCGUCAUCAAACACACGCGAAUUGGCUGAAGAACUUGGUGUCGAUCAGAAGACAGUUUGGAAUUAUCUCAAGCAACUUGACUUUGUCCAUAAAAAGCCACGACAAGAUCCACACGAGUUGACCGAAACGCAAGCCGCAAAACGAGUCGAAAUUUGCCGCCAAUUGCUCAACAAUCCGUUGGAUGACCAUUUUUGGAAGCGAAUUGUGACAUCAGACGAGAAGUGGGUCUACCUAGUCAAUCACGAUCGAAGCAAGCGUUGGGUCCCAAAAGGUCAAAAUCCUCCAUGCGUUCCAAAGCAAAAUCAAUUUGAAAGCAAGAUCAUGAUCUGCGUCUGGUGGAACUUCGAAGGAAUCUUACAUUUUGAACUUGUGCCGAAUGGUCGCGCCAUCAACGCUGAACUUUACUGCGAGCAACUUGAUCGAGUCUAUGAUGCGCUGGUUGAAAAGUACCCAAGUCUUGUUCGUCGAAAACGCGCUUUGUUUCAACAAGAUAAUGCAAAGCCACAUACCGCCAGAGCGACCAGCAACAAGUUUGAAGAAUUGGACGGUGUCGAAAUUCUGCCGCAUCCAUCCUAUAGUCCAGACGUUGCCCCAUCUGACUACGGUCUUUUCCGAUCAAUGCAGCACUUUAUGAAAGGUCGCCGAUUUGACUCAUUCGACGACGUUGAAGAAGCAUGUGAAGACUUUUUCAAUUCAAAGUCGAAGGAGUGGUACUUUGACCAAAUCCGAAAGCUUGCAGAUCGUUGGCAGAAGGUCGUGGACAAUGAUGGUCUUUAUUUUGAAGAAUAG